AUUUUCAGAAUUUUUUUUGUCAUUCAUUUAUCACAUUCGCCAAAACGUUGAAGUGGUCGUUACAUACCGGUACUUGAGGUCACGCAGCAUGCUGUGUUGCUGACAGUUGAUCUUCCACAUGGCCAAAGCGAUGUUAAUCCAGUCAGUCUGAGGAGUAGCCACCAAUACACCGGACGACAUCAUGGGCCUGCUGUCCAUCCUGCGGAGAUUGAAACAGCCUCAAGACCAGGAGGUGCGCUUGCUUCUGCUCGGCCUGGACAAUGCCGGCAAAACUACGCUGCUCAAACAGCUGGCCGCCGAGGACAUCAGCCACAUUACGCCUACGCAGGGCUUCAACAUCAAGAGCGUCCAGUCAUCAGGCUUCAAGUUGAACGUGUGGGACAUUGGAGGACAGCGGAAGAUUCGCCCGUACUGGAAGAAUUACUUUGAAAACACACAUGUUUUGAUUUAUGUGAUUGACUGCUCGGACAAAAAGCGGUUUGAAGAGACAAGUUUGGAGCUAGCCGAGCUGCUUGAGGAGAACGAUCUUGGCGGCGUGCCGCUGCUGGUCUUCGCCAACAAGCAAGACCUGAGCGCUGCCAUGUCGGCCUCCGAACUGGCUGAGGCUCUCAACCUGCACACGGUCAGAGAUCGCAUGUGGCAAGUCCAGGCCUGCUCCGCCAUCACCACCGAGGGACUGCAGGAUGGCAUGAGUUGGGUGUGCAGGAAUAUAAGGUUUCGGAAGAAAUGAAGAUCGGAUGUGGCUCUCCAAAAUUCAAGAUGGAUUUUACAUGUCAGAUGAAACAUGAUGCCAUGUUUUGACCAUCGCUUAAGUUAUAAACAUCUUGUGUUGAUUUACAUCCCCUUGUAAAUCAAAAUUCCUGUAUUGUAUAUAAUGUAAAUAUGCCCCUCAUUUCACUGAAAAUGGUGUUCGCAAUACCAAAAAGCAAAAGGAAAACUGUCAGUGAGGGGGAACAAUGUAUGUUGUGUAAUGUUGCAAAAUAGACGCUAGAGGGAGCGCUCUCCCCGUUUCCAAA
Molecule: messenger RNA, 1016 nt
Organism: Hippocampus zosterae (dwarf seahorse)
Lineage: Eukaryota; Metazoa; Chordata; Actinopteri; Syngnathiformes; Syngnathidae
Product: ADP-ribosylation factor-like protein 3
Exons: 6
Coding region: 182-730 (182 amino acids)
Biological process (GO): cilium assembly
Cellular component (GO): microtubule cytoskeleton; cytoplasm
Molecular function (GO): GTPase activity; GTP binding
Source: RefSeq, a predicted model, not a curated record